Molecule: messenger RNA, 2811 nt
Organism: Strigops habroptila (Kakapo)
Lineage: Eukaryota; Metazoa; Chordata; Aves; Psittaciformes; Psittacidae
Gene: ANP32A
Product: acidic nuclear phosphoprotein 32 family member A
Exons: 8
Coding region: 561-1406 (281 amino acids)
Biological process (GO): regulation of apoptotic process; nucleocytoplasmic transport
Cellular component (GO): perinuclear region of cytoplasm; nucleus
Molecular function (GO): histone binding
Source: RefSeq, a predicted model, not a curated record
CCGCCGGCGGCCCCCGCGCCAUUGCUCCGCGCUCCGCCGCCCCGCUCCGCACCUUUCCCUCCCUCCUGGCUGCGCGCCCCUGUGCCCGGGCUGCCUCCGGCUCUAAGCGCCGCUCCCCGCCCCGCGCCUCGGCGCCUCCCCCAGGAUCCGGCCGGGCGCGGAGGGGGAGCGGCGGCAGAGCGCGCCCCAUCCCCACCGCGGAGGAGCCGCCGCCGCCGCUCCUUCCCCAUCAGCCACCAGCACGGAAUGAUCCUCCGCUCCCAGCCGGGCUGUCCCCCUGGCCGCUUUCACCGCUCCCCUAUUGGCUUCCACCUCCCCUCGCCCGCCCCUAUUGGCUCCGGCUUCGCGCUGCGGCGCCGCGAUUGGCUGGAGCCGGUGUCAAUCAGCGCGGAGCCCCCGGGAGCGCCCGCCUCCGCAGUUAUCAGGUUAGUGUUCGCCGCGGUGCUGGGGCUCGGGAUUCCGAGCGGAGCUGGGUGAGCCCUCAAAGUCCCUCACCGCGGCGUCGGGGGGGUCUGCAUCGGUGUCACUGCGAGCGGAGCCGGGGACCGCCAGCCGCGGACAUGGACAUGAAGAAAAGGAUCCACUUAGAGCUGCGGAACAGGACGCCCUCAGAUGUUAAAGAACUUGUUCUUGACAACUGUAGGUCGUACGAAGGCAAAAUCGAAGGCCUUACAGAUGAGUUUGAAGAGCUGGAAUUCUUAAGUACAAUCAACGUAGGCUUAACCUCAGUUGCAAACUUACCAAAGUUAAACAAACUUAAGAAGCUCGAGCUAAGCGACAACAGAAUCUCAGGAGGACUGGAAGUGUUGGCAGAAAAGUGUCCGAACCUCACGCAUCUAAAUCUAAGCGGCAACAAAAUAAAAGAUCUCGGUACAAUAGAACCUCUGAAGAAGCUAGAAAACCUGAAGAGUCUAGAUCUUUUCAAUUGCGAGGUAACCAACUUGAACGAUUACAGAGAAAAUGUAUUCAAGCUCCUCCCACAACUCACAUACCUCGAUGGCUACGACCGGGAUGACAAAGAGGCACCGGACUCUGAUGCAGAGGGCUACGUGGAGGGCUUAGACGACGAGGAGGAAGAUGAAGAUGUCUUAUCUCUAGUGAAAGAUCGGGAUGACAAAGAAGCACCGGACUCUGAUGCAGAGGGCUACGUGGAGGGCUUAGACGACGAGGAGGAAGACGAAGACGAAGAAGAGUAUGACGAUGACGCUCAGGUAGUAGAAGAUGAAGAAGACGAGGAGGAAGAGGAGGAAGGAGAAGAGGAGGACGUGAGCGGAGAAGAGGAGGAGGAUGAAGAAGGCUACAACGACGGGGAGGUAGAUGACGAUGAAGAUGAAGAAGAGCCCGACGAAGAACGGGGACAGAAGAGAAAACGAGAACCUGAAGACGAAGGGGAUGAAGACGACUAAACUGAAUAACCUAUUUUGACAAUUUCCUAUUGUGAUUUGACUGUUUUUACCCCUGUACUUCCCCUUCCCACACCCCCAACCUUUAUUUUCCCCCCCCCCUUUUUUUUUUCUCCCCUUUUUAUUUUCUGAUUGUAAUGUUGCUGUGGGAAUGAGAGGGAGCAGCAGACUGGGUGGGCAAGGGAAUAAAAUACUAUUUUUACUGCCACUCCUCCUCCUCUUCAUUUGAAACCUUUUUCUUUUUGUCCCUCUCUUAGUCCCAGUAACUGCAAUAGUAAGUAUAAACCAAGUGGUAAUUUGUUUCUUAUUAUUGGAGUGGAUAGUUUGAUUAUCUUGAAAAGCAGGAAAAAAAAAGAGGAAAAAAUAAGUGGAAGAUCAGUGGAUGAGAACCCCAAAUAUACCUAUUCGGAAUAGCGUUGGUUUGUUGGGAUUUUGCCACCGCUGCCAGCCACUAAAUACAUGGGAAGCAUAUUUUUGGGGGAUGCUGCAAAUUGAGGCCCAGCAUCAUCCCCCCACAGCAACGGGGGUGAGAAUGGCAUAUGGAUCAAGUGGUUUCUUUGUUGCCUGUCCGUCAAUGACUGCCAUUUUCAGCCAACGCUUUCCCUGCUUUUGUAGGUACCUUUUCUUUUGCUGUUUGUAAAUAGUGACCAAAUGUUUUCUGUUGGGGUUUGGUUGGUUUUGGGGGGGGGUGUGUCCUUUGGAUCUGGUUUGUGGGGUGAAUUUGCAAUCCCUCCUCUUCCUCCCUGCCCUGUGUGUCGUGUUUUCCUUUCUGUUUAUUUGGGGGGGGGGGGGGUUAUUUUUCCUUUGGCUAGGGUAUAGCCAAGACACUGAAAAUGGCAGGCAUUUAAAUAUAUAUAUAAAUAUAUAUAAAAAGUGUUCCUAAUUCCUGAGUUACUAGUGAAAUGAAUUUGACAAUUGUAAUAAAACAAAAUGUUUCAACCCUUUUAAAUAAGGUGUGUACUAUUUUGGUCUGUAAUAUAUAACACCUAGUCAAUUUGAAGUGAUGAGAAACUACUUCCACUUGUGCUAUAUACUUUGAGACUUUUUACAAACCUAAAGCCAGGAGGCAGUUCAGCAUGUAGGGUAGGAGGUUUCUUUUCAUACACUCAAGCACGAGAUACUAAUACAAAAUUGUAUUUUCUUACCUAGUGGAAGUCAGUAAAAUGACUGAAAAUGCCUAGUGAAUGUACAGUUUUACUUUCAUAUCCCUCUUUAAAAUAGCUUUAGAAGUGACUUGUAUUUCCUAGUCAAUAUUUCAUCUGUAUAAAUACAUUUGCAACAGUUUUUGUUUUGGGUUUUGUUUUUUUUUUGGUUGGUUGUUUUGGUUUUUUUUUUUUCCCAGAAGAGCCAAACUUUGAGUUUUAUGUCUGUUUGUCAUUGAUGAAUUUCAAUAAAUCUUUUGAUACAA